UCGCGAUUGGCUGGCCGCCUGCCGCCACGUGAUGCCAUUUUGGCGCGAAGCUGCCGGCUUGUCGUUGUUGACGGAAGUGGCGCUAUCAGCAUGGACCUGUCGCCGUUCGAGCGGGACAACUCUCAGAACUGUCUCCUGGCUUCCCCGGUACCGGAGCAGUGCAAGAAGGAGGGAUGUUGCCUGGGGAUAGACGAGGCCGGUCGGGGGCCCGUGCUGGGUCCCAUGGUCUAUGGAAUUUGUUAUUGUUCUGUGUCCCGGAAAAAGGACUUGGAAGAUCUGAAAGUUGCAGACUCCAAGACCCUGAAUGAGGCAGAGAGGGAGCGGCUGUUUGAGCUUUUGAAUGGGAAGACAGAGUUUAUUGGCUGGGCCCUGCACAUAUUGUCGCCCAAUAUUAUAUCUACCAGCAUGCAGCAAAGGGCAAAAUACAAUCUCAAUGCCUUAUCCCACGAUACUGCCAUAGGACUUGUCCAGCAUGCUCUGGACACUGGUGUGCAAGUGACAGAAGUGUUUGUGGACACGGUUGGUCCAGCAGAAAAGUAUCAGGAAAAGCUGAAGCACAGGUUUCCCGAGAUUGAAGUCACAGUGAGACCCAAAGCUGAUUCUCUGUUCCCUGUGGUCAGUGCGGCCAGUAUCUGUGCGAAGGUUGCCAGAGACCGAGUGGUAAAGGGUUGGAAAUUCCUGGAGGAUCUGACAGAUGUUGAUACAAAUUACGGCUCCGGUUACCCAAACGACCCAAAAACCAAAGAGUGGCUUGUUCGACACCUGGACCCUGUCUUUGGAUACCCGCAAUUUGUCCGCUUCAGCUGGAGCACGGCUCAGACUAUCUUGGACAGCAAGGCCGCCCCUGUGGUGUGGGGCGAUGAUGACGAAGAGGCUUCUGGGAAAUCUUCAUCCCAUUCUCUCCUUUCCUUCUUUUCCACGUCUAAAGACUCGACGAAGCCCCAGAGCCACCGGUUCUUCAUGGAGCGGCAGCUGGAGCCGCUGGCUGAUUUGUAGGGAAGUCCAUCCACUGGAAAUGAUUCUAAAUAUCCUCUAGUGCAGGCCUGACCAACCUAUGGCUUUUCAGCUGUUGUGAAACUACAAGUCCCAGCAUGCUUUACCAGCAGAUUGUUGGGAGAGUAUGUCGGGACUUGUAGUUUCCCAUCAGCUGGAGAGCCACAGGUUGGCCAGGCCUGCUCUAGUGUUGUAGUUGCUACCCCUGACUCACCAGUGCGCUGGAAACCCCUUCCAGUUAAACACAAAUGUGACUACACCUGGGUAUCAGUAUGAAAGGUGUCAUGCAUUCUGUAGGUGUAAAUGAUUUAUGACUCACAAGUGUCACUAGGUUUGAGAACACCCUCGACAAUGAUGCUUUGGUGUAAAUGCAGUUUAGUAAACGGUCAUUGACCUGAACAGUGUUUUGAUCUCGACUUGUCAGUGUUUUGCCUCUGCUGUGGAAUAUUUUGGUGUGAAAUGUUUAAAUAAACCCAGAUUUUACAGA
Molecule: messenger RNA, 1480 nt
Organism: Pseudophryne corroboree (corroboree frog)
Lineage: Eukaryota; Metazoa; Chordata; Amphibia; Anura; Myobatrachidae
Gene: RNASEH2A
Product: ribonuclease H2 subunit A
Exons: 8
Coding region: 91-996 (301 amino acids)
Biological process (GO): DNA replication, removal of RNA primer; mismatch repair
Cellular component (GO): ribonuclease H2 complex
Molecular function (GO): RNA binding; RNA-DNA hybrid ribonuclease activity
Source: RefSeq, a predicted model, not a curated record